Astyanax mexicanus (Mexican tetra) is the source of this 5299-nucleotide messenger RNA. RefSeq names its product synaptotagmin VIIb (gene syt7b). Gene Ontology annotation, molecular function: clathrin binding; calcium-dependent phospholipid binding; calcium ion binding. Gene Ontology annotation, biological process: cellular response to calcium ion; regulation of dopamine secretion; regulation of calcium ion-dependent exocytosis. Gene Ontology annotation, cellular component: axon; membrane; synapse. Bases 231 to 2198 code for a protein of 655 amino acids. NCBI's taxonomy places the organism in Eukaryota, Metazoa, Chordata, Actinopteri, Characiformes, Acestrorhamphidae. The record is from RefSeq and is a predicted model, not a curated record. The transcript has 13 exons.
GAGUGAGAGAGAGGGAGGAAGGGCGAAAGAGAGAGGGAGUGAGAGAGAGAGGGAGAGAAGGAGAAGAAGAGAGAGAGAUAGCAGCUGACUACCUGACAGUGAGGCACGCUGUGAGCGCGCGCCCGUGCUCGCUCUCCACCGGAAAGGACGGGAAUUUAAUUGUUGACUUUGUUCUCAGCGCGCGGAUACAGAAGGACAAUUAACCCGCGUCGCGCGCGCAGGACGCAGCCAUGCACCUGAACCGGGAGGACGAGGACAGUAAAGGUUCGCUGUCGCUCAGUGUGUUCCUGGUGUCGGUCAGUCUGACGGUGUGCGUGGUGUGGCUGGUGGCGCUGUGUGGGGUCUGCGGAUGGUGCCAGCGCAGACUGGGUAAGAGGAAUAAGCCGGGCGUGGACUCUGCGGGUUCUCCUGACUCGGUAUCAGUCCGAGGUCGAGGAGAGAAUAAAGCUGUCAAUGAUCUAGACAGGGAUUUUUGGAAUAAUAAUGACAGCAGUAACGUUCAGCAGCGGUGGAGCUCCUACCCGCCCAAAGAGUUCCUGCUGAACAUGUCGCCUUACGCCCCGUACGGAGACCCUCGCCUUACGCCCAAUGGGACGCUGGAGAAGGGGGAGGCGGGUGGCGGGGCAGGGUGCGGUCCGAGUCGCAGUGACAGCGCCAGGAGCAUAGGGGCAGGCAGCAGCAAGGCGGGGAAAUGGCAUACCGUCCAGGGCCACUUACACUCCGGCAACCUGAGGCCCAGCAAUUUUGGGGACCCGUCCCUGUCCACCACCUCCACCCUGGAGCACAUCCCGUCCUCUGCCGCUCGCCCCAGGCCCCUGGUCAGGCAGCAGAGCCUCCAGCAGCCCCUAACCCACCAGCCCCCGCCAGGGCCCAACGAUCCCCCAGUCACCUCCCAGAGCCUGGGCCAGUUGCACACAGGACCUGGGGGUGGGGGCCACCGGGGGGGCCCGCGGGGGGUGCGUGGCAGUGGCAGCCCGGCUGGGGCGGGGGCGUCCCGCUACAGGACGGGAGGAGGAGGCCGGUCGCGCUCCAACCCGGGCAGCUGGGAUCACAUGAUGGGGCAGAUCCGCACCAGAGGGAUGGACGUCAAAUCCUUCCUGGAGGGGAAGAUGGUGGUUCUGUCUCUGGCGAUCGGAUUGGCUGAACAGGACGACUUCGCCAACCUGCCAGACCUGCAGGAGAAUCCGGCGGGUCAAGAAACUCCACCUGCUGACAAGAGAGCAAUUGGGAACAAACCCGGCAGCAGCCCCAAAGGCCAGACUCCAGACGAGGGCCGCCGGACAGACGCCAACUCCUCUGUCUCUGACCUCGCCAACUCCGUCACCAGCGACAUGCUGAUGCUCUCUCCUGGUUCUGAAGAGGAAGAGCAUGAAGGUCCAGUGUGUGAGAAGCUUGGGCGGAUCCAGUUCAGCGUGGGCUACAGCUUCCAGGACUCCACCCUCACUGUAAAAAUCCUCAAAGGACAAGACCUGCCGGCCAAAGAUUUCUCCGGAACCUCAGAUCCGUUCGUCAAAAUCUACCUGUUACCUGAUAAGAAGCACAAACUGGAGACCAAGGUCAAGAGGAAGAACCUCAACCCACACUGGAACGAAACCUUCCUGUUUGAAGGUUUCCCGUAUGAGAAGGUGGUGCAGCGUUCUCUGUACCUGCAGGUUCUGGAUUAUGAUCGGUUCAGUAGGAAUGACCCGAUAGGAGAGGUCUCCAUCCCCCUUAACAAAAUCGACCUGGCUCACAUGCAGACCUUCUGGAAGGAGCUGAAACCGUGCAGUGACGGCAGCGGGAGUCGAGGUGAUCUGCUGGUGUCUCUGUGUUAUAAUCCCACGGCUAACAUCAUCACUGUGAACAUCAUAAAGGCGCGCAAUCUCAAAGCCAUGGAUAUCGGUGGCACCUCAGACCCGUAUGUGAAAGUCUGGCUGAUGCACAAAGAUAAGCGAGUGGAGAAGAAGAAGACAGUGGUGAUGAAGAGGUGCCUGAACCCUGUCUUCAACGAGUCCUUUCCCUUCGAUGUUCCCGCUCACGUCCUCCGGGAAACCACCAUUGUCAUCACAGUGAUGGACAAGGACAGACUGAGCCGCAAUGAUGUCAUAGGCAAGAUUUAUCUCUCAUGGAAAAGCGGCCCAGCGGAGGUAAAACACUGGAAGGAUAUGAUGGGCCAUCCUCGCACUGCUGUCGCCCAAUGGCACGCCCUCAAAGCUUAAAGGUCCCACAACCCCACCCCUGAGAGGAGAAAACACCCCUUCAAGGCCCUGUUUAUAUGCACAAGAUUGAACACGGGUAACAAAAGCCAUCCAACACUCUCUCUCUCUCUCUUUACGUUUUCGUUCCACAGAGAAGCUGCGGAGGUCCUCCUUUCGCUUUUUUUUGUUUGUCCACUUUUGUUUUUUUUCGCUCCUGCCGAGACCUCCCAGACCUACUGCUGUUCCUUUCACCAAAAAGAGGCUAAGCACUGCCAAGAUUUUUAAAUAUCCUGUGUUGUUUCUGAGGAAGACAGGCUGGUCAUCCUCGAGAUCUCCACUGCUUAGAUGUUCCAGGAACAACCCAAUGGCCAAACAGGGUGACCGCCACCAUCAGGCCUCUCCCACAGUAAAAACUACAACUAAACGGCUGGAAAGACAAAAAAACCCUCCCAGAUAAUCCCCCUCCGCCCUCCUACUGCCAUGGGUUUCGUAUCUGUUUCUUCAUGUUCACUUUUUCGUUUUUAAUAAUAAAAAACAAUAAAUAAACCUACAUAAAGAUCUGUAAGGAUCUGAUCGCAGUGCAAUACGUUACGGAGAAAGAGACGAACUCCUUUAUGUGAACUUUUUACUCAUCUCUGGCUGUUUUUUUAUUAUUUUCCUGGCACAAAUGUGUAGAAAUCCCCUUUGCUGGACCCCCCGUCGUCUGUAUGUACCGUGGGUGCCGUGAUGUGACUGAAAAACAAACAUAAGAAAAAAAUAAUAAAAAAAAAAAAAAAAUAGGAGAAAUAAUAAAGACUCACCUGACUGACUGGAUCAGUUUGAAGGGUUAAAAGGGUUUAGAGAGAAAUACAAGAAGAUAAUGCUAAACAUUCCAAUAAUCCUGUAAAAUACGAGGCCCAGCAGACGGAACUGUCAUCACUGUCGUCCUUCAUCAGUCAAAAAGAGACGACCAAUCAAAAGUGGUCUUCCAGAGUGGACAGGGUGUAUAAGCGGGUGUAUGCUUGGGUGUAUUUGUGUACACAUGAGAAUGACUGUGUGUGUGUGUGUCUGUGUGUGGGUGUGUGUGUAUGUGCGCAUUAGGGUUGCACAAUAUAUAAAUACACUGUAGUGUGUUUCUGUUGCUAGAAGUCAAGGGACAGGAAACAGAAUCAAAACUCUAGAACCUUGCAUUGACAUGUGGGAUAUACGUAGGAUUUCUGUUUGUACAGACAAAUCUAUUCCAUUAUUACCCCCAAAUGCACUGUCCACUGUAGGUGGUAAUAUUAACUUCUAUAAUUCAAUUCCCAUAAUUCACCUGCACCCACUAUCAGCCCUCACUACAACUUCCAUAAUUCACCUGCACCCACUAUCAGACCUCACUCCAACUCCCAGAAUUCACCUGCACCCACUAUCAGACCUCACUCCAACUCCCAGAAUUCACCUGCACCCACUAUCAGACCUCACUCCAACUCCCAUAAUUCACCUGCACCCACUAUCAGCCCUCACUCCAACUCCCAUAAUUCACCUGCACCCACUAUCAGCCCUCACUCCAACUCCCAUAAUUCACCUGCACCCACUAUCAGCCCUCACUCCAACUCCCAUAAUUCACCUGCACCCACUAUCAGCCCUCACUACAACUUCCAUAAUUCACCUGCACCCACUAUCAGACCUCACUCCAACUCCCAGAAUUCACCUGCACCCACUAUCAGCCCUCACUCCAACUCCCAUAAUUCACCUGCACCCACUAUCAGACCUCACUCCAACUCCCAGAAUUCACCUGCACCCACUAUCAGACCUCACUCCAACUCCCAGAAUUCACCUGCACCCACUAUCAGACCUCACUCCAACUCCCAUAAUUCACCUGCACCCACUAUCAGACCUCACUCCAACUCCCAGAAUUCACCUGCACUCACUAUCAGACCUCACUCCAACUCCCAUAAUUCACCUGCACUCACUAUCAGACCUCACUCCAACUCCCAUAAUUCACCUGCACCCACUAUCAGCCCUUACUCCAACUCCCAUAAUUAACCUGCACCCACUAUCAGCCCUCACUCCAACUCCCAUAAUUCACCUGCACCCACUAUCAACCCUCACUCCAACUCCCAUAAUUCACCUGCACCCUCUAUCAGCCCUCACUACAACUCAUAUAAUUCACCUGCACCCACUAUCAGCCCUCACUACAACUCAUAUAAUUCACCUGCACCCACUAUCAGCCCUCACUCCAACUCCCAUAAUUCACCUGCACCCUCUAUCAGUCCUCACUACAACUCCCAUAAUUCACCUGCUCCUACUAUCAGAUACAGACAUCAGUCCUUAAAGUGAGGCCUGUAUGGAUGAGGGUUUUGGUCAGUGCUGGGUGAGUUAAUAGUUUCUGCAUUGGUAGAAAGUCCUUUAAAAAGAAGCAUUUAUGAGUUAAACAUUUUUAGAUGGUUUAAUGGUUCUUUGCACUGGUGAAACGUUCAGAUGUUCAGAUGCUUCUAUAUGGAACCUUUAAAAUCCUUUUUAAAGUAAAGCAGUUUCCAGGAGAUAGAAGCUCUUGAUUUCAGCUCAGAGAGUUUACUAAAGCUCUGAUGUGUGUGUGUGUGUGUGAGUGUGUGGAUGUGUGUGUGUACUGUGCAGCCCUGCAGCGCUUUUUCUGUACAUUAAGAGUAGAAGCUCACUGUGCCACGCGUUUAUCUUAGACCCACGUUUUUCUGUAAAGUGGAACACAGCGACACUGCCAGCGGGAGGCCGGCCCGAACCCUCCCACUCCCUCUCAGACCAGCCGGAGCAGAACCAGAACCAGCUCCUGCUGAGAUCCGGGCGGAGACCAGCCGAGAGUACCUGUGUGAAUGUUCACCUACGUCCUCGUGUUCCCGUCUGAAUGCCUUAUGGUGUAUACUGUCUGUGUGUGUGUGUGUGUGUGUGUGUGUGUGUGUGUGUGUGUGUGUGUGUGUGUGUGUGUGUGUUGGGGAGAUUAUGGUGUGAUAAAUGUGUUUUUAGUAUUUCUGUAACAGGGAGAGACUCCGGUGCAAAACAAUAGAAGUGAAAUUAACAGUUUUAAUUUAAUGAUUAAUAUAAUUAAUUUCUCACUGUUUAUGUUUGUGUGUGUACUCACGUUGUCCAGUGUGUCAUUCCAGAUUUUUUUUUUUAUAUUUUUUGUU